CCGCCCCGGCCCCGCCAUGAGCGCGCCGGGCGGGCGGGGCCGCGCCGAGCCGGCCGCGGAGCCCGCCGAGAUGCCGGCCACCGAGAAGGACCUGGCGGAGGACGCCCCUUGGAAGCGGAUCCAGCAGAACACCUUCACCCGCUGGUGCAACGAGCACCUCAAGUGCGUCCAGAAGCGCGUGGGCAACCUGCAGACCGACCUGGGCGACGGGCUGCGCCUGAUCGCGCUGCUCGAGGUGCUGAGCCAGAAGCAGAUGGGCCGCAAGUACAACGCGCGCCCCACCUUCCGCCAGAUGCAGCUGGAGAACGUCUCGGUGGCCCUGGAGUUCCUGGAGAGGGAGAACAUCAAGCUGGUGUCCAUCG
This is a messenger RNA of Pyrgilauda ruficollis (rufous-necked snowfinch), 362 nucleotides long. RefSeq names its product filamin-A-like. Gene Ontology annotation, molecular function: actin filament binding. Gene Ontology annotation, biological process: actin cytoskeleton organization. The annotation marks the transcript as partial. The record is from RefSeq and is a predicted model, not a curated record. The transcript has a single exon. NCBI's taxonomy places the organism in Eukaryota, Metazoa, Chordata, Aves, Passeriformes, Passeridae.